This is a messenger RNA of Lynx canadensis (Canada lynx), 2089 nucleotides long. RefSeq names its product syntaxin binding protein 4 (gene STXBP4). Gene Ontology annotation, molecular function: syntaxin binding. The record is from RefSeq and is a predicted model, not a curated record. Gene Ontology annotation, cellular component: cytoplasmic vesicle. NCBI's taxonomy places the organism in Eukaryota, Metazoa, Chordata, Mammalia, Carnivora, Felidae. The transcript is spliced from 18 exons. Bases 215 to 1903 code for a protein of 562 amino acids. Gene Ontology annotation, biological process: regulation of insulin secretion involved in cellular response to glucose stimulus; insulin receptor signaling pathway.
GACUCCUCAGGUGGCGGCGUUUGCAGUCGGGCUACGGAGGCCGGGUAGCCAGAUUACGGGAAAGUAUUUAAGAAGCUUGUGGAAUGAUAUGAUUCAGAGUAAUAUUGGAUCUACAAGAAGUCCCUCAAGAUAGUUGGAAAAGAAGAAUUUCUAGACUCUUCAUCAAGAUCUUCAUUUACACAGUGGUUAAAUCCAAGGCUCCUGUGGUAAAAUCAUGAAUAAAAAUACACCUGCUGUGGUAUCAUCCAGUCUACUUGAAAAGGAUCCUGCCUUUCAGAUGAUUACAGUUACCAAGGAAACGGGCCUUGGUCUGAAGAUCCUUGGAGGAAUUAACCGGAAUGAAGGUCCCUUGGUAUAUAUUCAGGAAAUUAUUCCUGGAGGAGACUGUUACAAGGAUGGACGUUUGAAGCCAGGAGAUCAACUUGUCUCAAUAAACAGGGAAUCUAUGAUUGGUGUAUCCUUUGAAGAAGCAAAAAGCAUAAUUACUAGAGCCAAGUUAAGGUCAGAAUCUGCUUGGGAGAUAGCCUUCAUAAGACAAAAAUCGGAUGGCAGUCAUCUAGAAAAUCCAUCUUGUACAUCCCUUUUACAAGCUUCAGGAGAAUAUGGACCACAAGCCUCAACAUUUAGCCUUCUUCCUUCUCCCCCUGAAAUACUAAUUCCAAAGACCUCAUCUACUCCCCAAACUACAGAUACCAUUUUAUCUUCUUUUAGGAGAAAUCAGAUAAAAACUGGAUACAAGAAAACAGAACAGACUCCAAUUACUUCUUCAGAAAACAGCCCUACGGAUAUGUCUAAUACAGAUAUUGCCCCUGCCUGGACUGAUAAUUAUGGACCACAAGGAAAGAAGAUUUCCCUAAAUCCUUCUGUUCGCCUUAAGGCAGAGAAACUGGAAAUGGCUCUAGAUUAUCUUGGUAUUCAGCCCACAAAGGAACAACACCAAGCCCUGAGACAGCAAGUGCAAGUAGACCCAAAGGGGACAGUGUCUUUUGGAGAUUUUGUCCAGGUUGCCAGAAACUUGUUUUCCUUGCAGUUGGAUGAAGUAAAUGUUGGUGAAUGCGAAAUUUCCAACAUACUAGAUUCACAGCUUCUUCCCUGUGAUUCCUUAGAGGCAGAUGAAAUGGAAAGGCUUAAGCGUGAAAGAAAUGAUGCCUUGGAGGAAGUGAAUACACUCAAGGAAAAACUAUUUGAAUCAGAAAGGCAAAAGAAACAGUUGACAGAAGAACUCCAGAAUGUGAAACAAGAAGCCAAAGCUGUUGUUGAAGAAACCAGAGCCCUGCGAAGUCGGAUUCACCUUGCCGAAGCCGCACAGCGACAGGCACACGGAAUGGAAAUGGACUAUGAAGAAGUGAUCCAUCUGUUAGAGGCCGAGAUCACAGAUCUAAAGGCUCAGCUUGCUGAUUAUUCGGACCAAAAUAAAGAAAGUGUUCAGGAGUUAAGAAAGAGAAUCACAGUGCUCGACUGCCAGUUGCGAAAAUCGGAAAUGGCUCGAAAAACUUUUGAGGCAUCCACUGAAAAGCUUCUUCAUUUUGUAGAGACUAUUCAAGAAUUACUUUCUGAUAAUUCUUAUCCUUUAUCAAAUUUAAGUGAAAGAAGAGCUUUGUUAGCUUCUCAGACUUCCCUCACACCCCUGGGAAGGAACGGACGUAACAUCGCAGCAACACUGGCACUUGAAUCUAAGGAACUUGUUAAAUCUGUUCGGGCCAUACUUGAUAUGGAUUGUCUACCUUAUGGGUGGGAGGAAGCUUACACAGCAGAUGGAAUCAAGUACUUCAUCAAUCACGUAACACAGACGACAUCCUGGAUCCAUCCCAUGAUGAGUGCACUGAACCUGUCUUGCUCAGAGGAAAAUGAAGAGGACUGUUCCAGAGAACGUCCUGAUCGAAGAGUUGAUGGUCUUCUGUAGGAAACAGAGCUCCAAGGUCUCUAACUUCUCAGUCUACAUGGAUGACUCCAACAUGCAAUGGUCUAAAAUAGGAGUAAAGCACACACUACUUAUUGAAGUUCUAAAAUGGAGACUCUGGGUUUAGUCUACUUUUGUAAGACUUUCUUUUUUUUUUUUUUUUGGACUGUGAUGAGCAUUUUUUUUAUU